Messenger RNA from Plasmodium berghei ANKA, 1677 nucleotides. Its product is annotated as conserved Plasmodium protein, unknown function. The transcript has a single exon. The record is from RefSeq and is a predicted model, not a curated record. Lineage: Eukaryota; Apicomplexa; Aconoidasida; Haemosporida; Plasmodiidae. The coding region runs from base 1 to 1677 and encodes 558 amino acids.
AUGGCGUCGUUAAAUGGAAAACCAUUUCAUGAUUUUGUAACUGAGGUAGAAAACCUGCCUGUAUUUAGCAACAGCCUUCAGAAUUGCGAAUUAAUAUUAGAUGAUAAUGAUGAAGCUUUAGGCUUACAUAAAAUUUUUGAAAUUAAUAUAAAAGACAAUGAUAUCGAAAAUAUAAUAGUUGGAAUGAAUGAAGAAGCUGAUCAAAGCGGGGAAAAAUCAAACGACGAUGAAAGUGUUUCAGACGACAUUCCUGAUGGAAGUAUCAAUCAAGAAAUAAUAAAUUAUGUUUAUGAAAAUUUGCUAGCAAAAGAAAUAAACAAUGGAAACUCAUCGAAUAGUUUGGACCCAAAUGACAAAGUUAUAAACAAUUUAAGGGGAACUUCAAAAAACGAACAAUUAGAUGAUAAUGAUGAACAAAAACCGUCUUCUAGCACAACAGUGGAAGAAAUUCAUGAAAGAAAUUGUGCUAUAAUAAAAAAAGACGAAGACAUACUUACAUUACAAAGUCCCGAUUUAGUUGAAGGGAAAUGCUUCAUAUCAAAUAAUAGCAUUUAUUUUCUUUCAGCGUUUAAUCAAGUACUAAAAAAUCCAUCGAUUGCUAGAGUAAAAUGUGAAUCGAUCCUAUCAACUAAAAGAGCACAAGAAUUGAAUAUAAUUCCUGAAUGGCUUAAAAUAAAACCCGAUGAAAACCAAUCAUUUGUGUUUACAUCAUUAUUAGAUAAAGACGGUACGUAUGAUUCGAUAUCGAACAUGAUAGAAUAUGAAGUGGAUUCAAAAGAAAAAUUGGAAGCAAAUCCUACAUCAGACAAUAAAACACAAACGGAAAAUCAAAAGAACAAUAUAGAUUCAAAUGACAUAAAACCUUCUUCCGAAUUGUCGGAAAAUUUCUUAACUAUAAAGGAUAUUGAUAAUAUGAUACCUCUAAAUUUAUAUCCCGAAGAAAUUGAAUUAUUAGAAGAAAAAGAAUUUUAUAGUGAUUUAGAAUAUGCAAGUAGUUCGUAUAUAAAUAAAGAUUUUAAAGAAGUUUACUAUAACGUAUUUUCGAAAAUUAAUGAUAAAAAUCCAUUUUAUAAAUUAUAUCAACGAAUAGAUCCACAAGGUGUUAAUUAUGACCAGUUUAAUGAAUUAGGUGAUAUUAUACAAACGCCAUCUGGAUAUUCAUUUAAUUUUAAAUAUAAUGUAUCAUUGUUAAAAGCUAAAAAUAAAGUAAUUGGAUUACCUGAAAGAGCAGAUAUUAAUGAAACUGUUAAAUUAUUCUUUUUUGAUAAUUGUAUAAUUUUACAAACACAAGUUAGCUUUAUAUCUAGUAUUCCAUUUCUUAAAUAUGUUCGAGUCGUCAUAACAUCUGUUUUACACAGUGUUCCUAGCGAAGACGAUAACGGAAAAUAUGCUACGCAGAUAGACAUGCUGUAUGGCGCAUAUUUUUUCAAAUCUUCAUUCUUCGAUAGCUUUAUAAUAAGUACCAUUUUGCCAAUAUUAAAUUCGAUUUGUUUAAAGUUUAAGGUAUGCAUAAGUGAAUGCAUAAUGGACAUAUAUAAGGACAAGAUAUUACGUGAAAUGGGAAUAGAAAUUAACAAUACAAGCACUAUUUUUAGAACCUCCAAUAGUAGCGAUGCUAGUAGCACUGAUAACAGUAGUUCCGAUACCAGACAUCAUGAUGCUAAAAUACGUCACUAA